This is a messenger RNA of Nymphaea colorata (pocket water lily), 2222 nucleotides long. RefSeq names its product cysteine-rich receptor-like protein kinase 3. The record is from RefSeq and is a predicted model, not a curated record. Gene Ontology annotation, molecular function: ATP binding; protein kinase activity. The transcript has 7 exons. Gene Ontology annotation, biological process: protein phosphorylation. Lineage: Eukaryota; Viridiplantae; Streptophyta; Magnoliopsida; Nymphaeales; Nymphaeaceae. The coding region runs from base 1 to 1893 and encodes 630 amino acids.
AUGGCGUCUCCCACGCUCAUCUUCCUCUUCUGGGCCUUCUUCAUCCUUCCGGUACUCUCCGACCCACGAAUCACCCAGGCAGACUUAGUCUGCGGUAAUAUCAGCGCGACCAACAAGAGCAUCUUCGUUCCGAAUUUCAUAUCAGCACUAGACGCCGUCACGCCGCUGAUCGCCAGGCAACGCUAUGCGCAGUUCGUCACCGAUUCAAACGUGGAGCGAGUUUACGCAUUCGGACAGUGUAUGUCUGAUCUUUCGCAGUCGGAUUGCAAUCUAUGCUUUGCUCAGUGCAAAACCAGCAUCCUCAGGUGCCUUCCCUUCCAGCUGAACAUAAAUGAAGGUCGGAAUUAUCUCGAUGGGUGCUACCUCCGGUAUGAUUACUACAAUUUCUUCAACGAAACUACGAGCCCCAUGGACAAAACUCUGUGCAACAGGACGAGAUCUUAUGGUAACCAGAGUAAUUUCGUCGUUAAUGCAGUGGCGGCUAUGAGGAAUUUGAGUGCUCAGGCGGUUGUGAACAAUGGGUUCUGGAGGGGUUCUUUUGGUGGCGGGAAUUCAACAGUUUAUGCAAUAGGCCAGUGUUGGAAGACAUUGAACAUGAGCUCCUGCAAGACUUGCCUAGAUGCAGCAGUUUCCUCAAUCAGUUCUUGUCUUCCUGCUAUGGAAGGGAGGGUUCUGAGCUCAGGUUGUUACUUGAGGUAUUCUAACUAUCAGUUUUACAAUGAUUCAUCAUCUACAAGUGGGUCCUCUGGAGGUGCUCGAAAAACUGCAACUAUAGUUUCCGUGUCAUUUUCCGCUCUGGUGGUUCUUAUAAUUGCAGUUGCAGCUUCAUUCUUUGUAAAAAAGAAAAUUGAAGAGAAGCGAAAAGAGAAGAGGCAGCUCGGACGCCUGGCUGCCGCUGUCAGGAAAUCUGCACUAAACUUCAAGUAUGAAACGCUUGAAAGAGCCACCAAUUACUUUGAUCAGUCAAAUAAACUCGGCCAAGGAGGAUCAGGUUUGGUUUACAAGGGUGUGCUAUCAGAUGGCAAGACUGUAGCCGUAAAGCGACUAUUUUUCAAUACAAGGCAAUGGGUCGAUAAAUUCUUCAAUGAAGUCAAUUUGAUCAGUGGCAUUCAGCAUAAAAAUCUUGUCAAACUGCUGGGUUGCAGUAUUGCCGGCCCAGAAAGUCUCCUUGUUUAUGAAUACGUUCCCAAUAAGAGCCUUGAUCUUUUUCUAUAUGGUGGUGAAAACACUCCAAUACUGAGCUGGGAUGUGAGAAAAAAUAUCAUCUUGGGAACUGCAGAAGGUUUGGCUUAUCUUCAUGAGGAGUCGAAUCUGCGGAUCAUACACAGAGACAUCAAACUGAGUAACGUACUUCUUGAUGAGAACUUCACGGCCAAAAUUGCAGAUUUUGGUCUUGCUAGAUGCUUCCCACUUGACAGGACUCAUAUUACCACUGCUGUUGCCGGAACCCUAGGAUACAUGGCUCCAGAGUAUCUUGUCCAUGGGAAAUUGACAGAGAAGGCAGACAUUUACAGCUUUGGGGUGCUUAUAAUCGAAAUAGUAACUGGGAGAAGGAACAAUUCUUGCCAGCAAAAUUUUGGCCAUUGUUUACAAAUGGUUUGGAACUUUUAUGUGUCAAACAAGCUAACUGAAUGUGUGGAUCCAAAGCUAAGCGGCAACUUUCCCGAACAGGAUGCAGUUCAUGUGCUUAAAGUUGGACUUCUUUGCUGUCAAGCAUCAGCUGAGCUCCGACCACCAAUAUCCAUGGUAGUGAAGAUGCUUACCGAUAGAAAUUGUACCAUCUCUUCUCCAACACAGCCUCCAUUUCUGAACUCUAAUGUGAUCAACCAAGAAAUUCCUUUUCUUCCAGCUAAUGAACUUCAUCAAGAAGUCUCUGCCUGUGAAUCUUCAUAAAGUAGCUUGGCAAACAAUUAUCUGUGUUUGGAGAGAGGGUAAGACAUGUUGCUUUGGAGCACAAAAGGUUACUGCUCAAUCAUGCCCCACAAAGACAUAUGAUUCAAGCAUCUUGAACUAGUGAAGCAAAUCUGAGUUCGACUGCUUGCAGACCUUGAGCUACCCUUGAGAACUCUUUCCGAAGUGAGGUUAACUCAAUUAGGAGAAACUGCAAUCCAGAAGAUGGCUCUAUCAUCAGAAAAGCAUUUUUUCUUGUACCUCAAAGUGAAAAGUUAUUUCGUUCACACACACGAGAAUUUUUUUGUCAUGUUAUUUGCAUUAUUGUAUGA